Messenger RNA from Penicillium lagena, 1713 nucleotides. Its product is annotated as alpha-glucosides permease MPH2/3. The record is from RefSeq and is a predicted model, not a curated record. The coding region runs from base 1 to 1713 and encodes 570 amino acids. Gene Ontology annotation, molecular function: carbohydrate:proton symporter activity. Gene Ontology annotation, cellular component: membrane. The transcript has 4 exons. NCBI's taxonomy places the organism in Eukaryota, Fungi, Ascomycota, Eurotiomycetes, Eurotiales, Aspergillaceae. Gene Ontology annotation, biological process: transmembrane transport; carbohydrate transport.
AUGGUGAACGAAAAAGCGAACGAAAAGCCCGAUCCUACUGACCUCCACAUCGAGAGCGCUGACCAGGGAGUGUCUCACUUUAAAGAUGUAGAUAUUCACGACAAGGCCCUUAACAAUGGUGCUCUUGAGGCCACUGUCCAGGAACACAACGUCGGUCUCAUACAAGGUUUGAAGACUUACAAGCGUGCUGCUUUUUGGGCUAUUCUCCUCACGAAUGUAUACAAAGAGCUGACUAGCGGUACAGUCAUCGGAAUGAACGUUAUUAUGGAGGGUUACGAUGUAAUUCUCCUUGGAUCAUUCUAUGGCUAUCCCAGCUUCCGGAAGAAAUACGGCCAAUACCUUGACGCCCAGAAUGGUUACCAGAUUUCAGCUGAUUGGCAGACUAAAUUCAACUGUCUCGCUGCCUUGGCUAAUGUUAUCGGCGCCAUCUUUAAUGGAUGGGCCACCACUAGAUGGGGCCACCGCAAGGUGCUUAUGGGUAGCCUUGUGAUUCUGACAAGCUUCAUCUUUAUCGUCUUUUUCGCUCCCAAUAUCGAGAUCCUACUGGCUGGUGUGUUCCUCUGCAACAUUCCCUGGGGAGUUUUUGCCACAACAGGACCUUCGUAUGCCGCUGAGGUGACUCCUCUCGCUAUUCGUGGUUAUCUCACUGCCUAUAUAAACCUUUGUUGGUGUAUUGGCCAGUUUAUCGCGGCUGGUAUUCUCAAGGGGUUGGUUAAUAAUCCAACCAAAUGGAGCUAUAAGAUUCCCUUUGCUGUCCAAUGGGUAUGGCCUAUCCCGCUCUUUAUUGCAGCAUGGAUGGCACCAGAGUCUCCAUGGUACCUCGUCCGUACAAACCAGUUGGAGAAGGCCAAACAGUCUCUUGAGCGGUUAUCAGAGUCCGGUCACGAUAUCAACUACGACGCGACCAUUGCAAUGAUGGUUCACACGAACAAGGUCGAGAUCGAAGAGCGUGCUGGUGUGACAUAUUGGGAUGCUUUCAGAGGCACCAACCUUCGUCGAACUGAGAUUGCUUGUGUAGCAUUUCUAUCUCAGGUCACCAGCGGCACUGCCCUUUGCUACAGUGGAACUUUUUUUUUUCAGCAGACAGGCGUUAGUGCCAGUGCCUCAUAUGGAAUCGGCCUUGGCGGUACUGGUAUAGCAUUUGUUGGAACUAUACUUUCAUGGCUCUAUAUCUAUCGGUGGGGACGUCGAACUAUCUGGCUUUUCGGUUUCGCAACUCUUGCCGUUAUCCUAUGGACUAUCGGCUUCCUUGCUCUACCUGUGCAAACACUACCACUAGCUUGGGGACAGUCGCUGCUCUCCAUUGUGUGGCUUGGUGUCUACUCUAUGACAGCCGGCCCUAUUGUCUACACUAUCGUUGCUGAGAUUGGAUCGACCCGUCUCCGCUCUCAAACUGUUGUUUUGGCCCGAAGCGUAUACUACGUUGGAAACCUCGUCAGCGGCAUCAUCAAUCCUAGGCUGCUUGCUCCUGGUGCUUGGAACGCAAAGGGCAAAACGGCGUUCUUCUGGGCGGCACUGGCCACAUUGACGUGGGUCUGGGGAUACUUCCGUUUGUUCGAGACAAAGAAUCGAACUUUUGGCGAGACAGACUUCAUGGUUAUGCUUACGCGCACCCGACAGUUCCAGAGGCGAGUACCCGCUCGCAAGUCUGCCAAAUACCAGAUCAACAACGAAGAGGUCUACGUCGCGCACGCUGAGGCAGAUCGUGAUUAG